Molecule: messenger RNA, 1803 nt
Organism: Effrenium voratum
Lineage: Eukaryota; Dinophyceae; Suessiales; Symbiodiniaceae
Source: the annotation of a GenBank genome assembly
CAAUGUUGUUUUGUUCUGAUCGAUGACGCUAGGACAUCUUCCCGUGCAAGUGGUUUGCACUGUAGAGGGCGGCUUUCGUCUUGAUGAAGACGCAGAAGGCCCCAUGAUGAGCACAUCGUUGAAGAUGCACAUCAAGAUUCCGGUUCCGGAGCUGGUGCAUGCGUUGGCAAGAUGGCAGGGGGCCAGAGAGAGCAAUCUCAACUCUCAGGAAAGGCAAGCUGCCCGGGAAUGGUCAACUGCCCAGGAAGCUGCCCAGGAAUGGCCAACUGCCCAGGAAGCUGCCCAGGAAUGGUCUGCCCAGGAAUGGCAAGCUGUUACAGGGAACACCAAAGUACAAGACGGUAGCUGGAUCACCGACCCAGAUGCUCUCAUGCAGCGUUCGACGGCCUUGCUGGAGGAGUUGAUGAUGCAACAAGAUGCACGGCCAGCAGCCGAGGAGUUUCCCGAUCAGGCUGAGUUGGAGUGCGCGGAGGACAACGUGUUCUGGGCCGAACAACUUGGGAGCCCACAGAGUGUCAGAUGUCCAAAGCCAGGCCCUUCGCAACUCAGACGGUGGGCUGAAGACAGCUGGAAUGUUGGCUUUUAUGAAGCAGAGGGCGGGAUGACCUUGAUGGAGGAGCUCUCAAUUCAAGUUCUAGCACUCCAAGACAGGAACGGCCGGAACGACACGACUGAAGCGCCCAUGGCAGACGAAGAAGCGGACGUGUCUGAUGUGAACAAGGCCGCGCCAACGCUGCAGAGUUGGCGUCGCCUGAGGCGCAGUGUGGCAACAUCGCUGAUGCAGCAUGGCAUAAGGGCUGCGAUGCCAGCGUGGCAGAAGACGAGCAAGAUGAAGCCCCAGAGAUUGUGGGAACCUUUGCCGGGUGUCCAAUGCAGUAAAGUGGAGUGCACGGAGAACAACGUGUUCUGGGCAGAACAACUUGGGAGCCCACAGAGUCUCAGAUGUCCAAAGCCAAGCCCCUCGCAAUUCAGACGGUGGGCUGAAGACAGCUGGAAUGUUGGCUGUUAUGAAGCAGAGGGCGGGAUGACCUUGAUGGAGGAGCUCUCAAUUCAAGUUCUAGCACUCCAAGACAAGAACGGCCGGAACGACAUGACUGAAGCGUCCUUAGCAGAAGAGGAAGCGGACGUGUCUGAUGUGAACAAGGUUGAGCCAGCGCUGCAGAGGUGGCGUUGCCUCAGGCGCAGAGUGAAUCUGCAAGAAUGGCAGAUGCGGAGAUGGGACCGCACCGGAGGACUGCAAUGAACUUCGGGGCCAGCACAUCGUGAGCAACUGGAGGCUGACUGACGCCGCGCAGUCAGCUGGGAUCAGCUGGGAAUGUGAACUGACGCCAGGUCCCAACAAGUGAAACUCGCAGAUCGCACAUUGCAACGAAGCGAUCCAUGAGAACCUGAACUCGAGUACGCGAAUGUGGCCCUUGGCGACAGGGCGUGCUUGCGAGCUGGAACCAAACAUGUGCAACAUGGUGCUCGAAGGCUUUCACACCCGAAGGAUGCAAUGAGGGAUCCUGUCAUCUCCGAGCAGGCCUUGUGCUCGGAAGGCCAUCGAAAAGAAUCGCCCGGGCUCUUGCGCGCCAAGCGAUCUGCCAAGUCGGUGCCUCAACGUGGGACUCCAAAGCCUUGGAUGCCUAAAGGUUUUGUACUAUCAUCUCCUUGCAGAACUCCGAUGGGUAGCUUCUUAGCUCCCUCCUUACAAGCAAAUUUGGAUACCCCCAGCUCCGGAACGGCCUCCUUCCACCAGCUCGUUUAGACGAUUUAGAUGCAGUUCGACGGCUUGCUGCUAUUCAUUUUCUACAUUCGCCGGCC